AUGUCAGCUCAACGUCCGAGUCGAAAUGACAAUCUUCGGGCAUAUUCCACGAAUGCUCUCGAAGGACAAACGGAUAGUUUCUUCAAGGAUAGUGACGGAACUCCCAAUGCCACGAAGGGAAAGCUGGCAGCUGCCAACAAUGGCAAAAUCACAUUUCGAGAGAGAAUUCAUCAUUUUACAUGGGCGUGGUUUACUCUUACUAUGAGCACCGGGGGAAUUGCUCUAUUGCUCGCAAAUACACCACACAAAUUCAAUGGCCUCACUAUCUUGGGGGACAUCGUUUUCAUUUUGGAUUUAUGUCUGUUUGUUCUCUUAUGUUCUGGGAUUUCGGCACGAUUCAUAUUAUAUCCAAAGGCAUUAUCUGCUUCAUUGCAAGAUGCUACAGAAUCCCUCUUUUUCCCAACGUUUUGGAUUUCUUUGUUGAGUAUAAUUGCAAACACGCAAUUAUAUGGCGUUCCCCAUUGUGGCCCAUGGCUCAUCACCGCCCUUCGAGUCAUAUUCUGGAUCUAUACGGCGCUUACAUUCUUUGGUGCUGUCGGUCAAUAUUGCUAUCUUUUUGCUGCCAAACAACAAACACUUCAGUCCAUGACUCCCGCCUGGAUUCUUCCUAUCUUUCCCGUUAUGCUUUGCGGGACCCUUGCCUCCGUUACAACGGGGUCACAAACUCCUGAGCAUGCGCUUCCUAUGCUGGUUGCUGGGAUCACGUUUCAAGGACUGGGAAUUUUUGUUGCGGUCUUCAUGUAUGGUCCUUACAUUGGAAGAUUGAUGACAAAUGGCUUGCCAGAACCCAACACGAGACCGGGAAUGUUUAUUGCAGUUGGACCACCUAGUUUCACUGGGUUAGCAUUGUUGGGCAUGAGUGAAAACUUCUCCAAAAUAUACCCGGCGUAUACUACAAUAUCAUCAAUCACGAACCCAGAUAUUAUUGCCGACAUAUUCCGAAUUAUUGCAGUCUCUGCUGCAGUGUUCUUAUGGGCUACAGCAUUUUGGUUCUUUUGCAUUUCAAUGGUGUCUGUUUUGGCGGGUGCAAAAGAGAUGAGUUUCCAUCUUGUGUGGUAUGCUUUCGUUUUUCCAAAUGUGGGUUUUACUAUUGUUAUCAUCAAUAUCGGGAAAGCAUUCAAAAGUGAGGGCGUGCUUUGGGUCGGAAGUGGAUUAACAAUCAUUCUCGUGAUUGUCUGGUUGCUCGUCUUUGCGGCGCACAUUAGAGCUGUGGUUUUGAAGCAAGUUCUAUGGCCGGGUAAAGAUGAGGACAAGGGAGAGAGGAGUGAGUGA
This is a messenger RNA of Botrytis byssoidea, 1272 nucleotides long. RefSeq lists its product as uncharacterized. Gene Ontology annotation, cellular component: membrane. Gene Ontology annotation, molecular function: malate transmembrane transporter activity. Bases 1 to 1272 code for a protein of 423 amino acids. Gene Ontology annotation, biological process: malate transmembrane transport. The record is from RefSeq and is a predicted model, not a curated record. NCBI's taxonomy places the organism in Eukaryota, Fungi, Ascomycota, Leotiomycetes, Helotiales, Sclerotiniaceae. The transcript has a single exon.